UAAUAUGACGGAUGAGGAAUUUGCUGGUUUUCGAAGAAAAUAUGAAGAAAGAAAGAUCUUGAAGUUCUGAUCGACGAAGACUCCAAUGAGGAUCACAGAGUUCUGAUUAUUGAACCUAAAUCAUCAUUUGUUGGCCGUCAGGUUAUUCUUGACAUGACAGCAUUUACUGGAUUACAAGUACGAAGAGUUUCUGAAACAAACAAAAACGUUCUCAAAUUAUUGAAAGAUUUUUAUGAAUUUGAACUUGAUGAUAAUUCACCAACAGUUCUUGUGUUGAAGGAUAUGGCUUCGUAUACUGAAUGGAAUGUUCCAGAAGAAGAAGAUGCUCGUAAGUUUAUUCGCAACAAACUCCAAACACUGCCUGGUGUGAAACGAGUUCGGGAAAAGAUCGUUGUUGAGCGAAGAAAUGAAACUAAGGAAGCAGUCGAUUACGAGAUGCCAGAUGUUGACAGGUCAAAGGUGUACAUGCAUGACCUUGAGGUUGCGAUUCAUUAUACAUUAAGAAAAGAGGUUUCUGGUGUUGAGUAUAUUCAAGGAAGAUAUCUACAAGCUUUGAAAGACUUUGUUGCUGCUCUCAUAAAGUACUUCCCAGGUCGUCCACCAGUUAUGAAAUUUCUAACAAGAAUUAACAAAAGUAUAAAAGAUCUUCUUGUUACUAAUAUGUUAGUCUGGGGAACAUGGCAGGAGAUUCUGGAGAAAGCAGAUGAGACUAAAGGAGCCUACCUAACGAGGAAUGAAACAUACUAUGGAUGUUCAGGAAGUCAACCAGAUCUUCGAGGAUUCCCAUGCAGUUUGUGGCAGCUCUUUCAUGUACUGGUGAACCAGGCUUACAAGAUUGAACCUGAGGGUGAGUGGGGUGUUGGUAUGCUGAUCAACAUGAAGGAAUACAUUGCACGAUAUUUUUCUUGUAUGGAAUGCAGAAAACAUUGGGCAAUUGCUACAGAUGAUAUUGAAGAGAUUGAUGGAAGUGAGGAUUCUAUCAUGUAUCUCUGGUCCAAACAUAAUAAAGUGAAUCUGCGUUUGUCUGGUGGAAAGAAUGAUGAUCCUGAGUUUCCUAAAGUACAAUGGCCGACAAGAGAAAUUUGUCCUGAAUGUUGGAAUGAACAUUUGGAAUUUGAUGAAACAAAGGUGUUCCAAUUCCUUGUAGAUUUCUAUUCUCCUGCCAACAUUUCUGAAGAUUUUGUGGAAGAUGUCAAACCAGUACCACGACCAUCUGAUGAACUCUAGUUAUAGUUAGGGCAAUUGUUAGAUAGUAUAAUGAAAUUUUAUUCUAGGAAAAUUUAAGAUCAUGGAAAUAUUGGGUUGGAUUAUAAAUAACAAAAUUUGCCAAUUAAUUUUGCCAAUUUAAUCAUGCUUUUUAAUCUAGAUAAGCUUGAUAUUUGUGGCUCUAAAUGUCACCUUUUUCAAAUUAUUCAAGUUACACAAUUGCCAAAAUAUUGUUGUUAAAUCACUAAGCUUGGUAGUGAAAUGGUUUACAAUUUAUCUCAAAUUUGGAUGUGGUUUUUUUGAUUCCAGCAUAUCUCAAUGUGUUACCGACUAAAUAACGUUGUUAGUAAUUUUAGUUUUUCCUUUGGAUAUUGUGUAUCGUCAAGAAAAGCAUUAAAGUAUGCUGAUAGUUAUUUUCAUAAAUUGACUGGCAUGCAAUUUAACCAGUAUUCAGGAACUUUCAAACAUUUAUUGCAAGUUUAUUUAGCUGGAUGAUUUAUUGGAAUAGACUUUGUAGGGGUGUAAAUGUGGUGUUGACUUGACUGGGAUGGAAUAAAAAUGAUGAAUUGGC
Molecule: messenger RNA, 1777 nt
Organism: Styela clava
Lineage: Eukaryota; Metazoa; Chordata; Ascidiacea; Stolidobranchia; Styelidae
Source: RefSeq, a predicted model, not a curated record